AUGCGAGUGCAUGGCUUCCGUUCGCGUAUGAGCACCAAGAAUGGCCGCAACGUGCUGAAGCGUCGCAUGUACAGGGGACGCCAUAAACUCACCGUGUAG
Geodia barretti is the source of this 99-nucleotide messenger RNA. The record is from the annotation of a GenBank genome assembly. Lineage: Eukaryota; Metazoa; Porifera; Demospongiae; Tetractinellida; Geodiidae.